Molecule: messenger RNA, 3100 nt
Organism: Liolophura sinensis
Lineage: Eukaryota; Metazoa; Mollusca; Polyplacophora; Chitonida; Chitonidae
Product: LIM and SH3 domain protein F42H10.3-like
Cellular component (GO): focal adhesion
Molecular function (GO): actin filament binding
Source: RefSeq, a predicted model, not a curated record
UGGCCAACGCAAAGAAAUAAUUACUGGUCCCAGAAAUUUUGCACACGACACGCAGGUCGAUUGGCAACUCCCCGAUCGGUGAGUUGUGUGUGUACGACAGAAGUCGUUUUGAAUUUCGCCAGUUUGGGUGGAAAUUGCCUACCCGACAAAGGAUACCUGCUCUAAUUUUUGUGAUAGUGGGAUAACUUUGAAGCGUCAAAAUGAAUCCUGUGUGCGCAUCAUGCAAAAAAACUGUCUAUCCUAUGGAAAAGCUCAACUGUUUGGACAAGUUUUGGCACAAAGGGUGUUUUCGAUGUUCGACCUGUUCGAUGACACUAAAUAUGAAAAAUUACAAAGGUUAUGAUAAGAUGCCGUACUGUGCUGCUCAUUAUCCCACUACAAAGUUUACUGCUGUGGCGGACACUCCAGAAAAUCUGAGAUUGAAGCAGAAUACGAACAACCAGAGCAUUCUUACUUACCAUGCAGAUUAUGAAAAAAUGAAAGGAACUAAACAAACGAUUGCGGACGAUUUGGAAACACUGCGAGCCUCCAAGAGUGCACAGAUUGCCAGUGAAGUUUCGUACCGGGGUGUGAAAGUUCAUCGAGAUGAGCAGGAGAUGCAUAGGCCAGAACAGGCUAUAGAUGACGAGAGACGGAACCCGAGAAACCGAGCUGUGGGGAGAAUCUCAGAUUAUGACCCUGCUGAGACUCAUCCCUCCCCAUACUCUGCUCGCUCUCAGAUGCCCACAAUUUAUGACUCUAACAAGGGCGGUAGAGUGGCUGAAGAUGGAUCUGGUGGCAGGAAAGUGGGCAAAAUUUCAGAUUAUGACCCUGAUCACAAUCAGUGGGGUACGAUAAGUCAAGGAUACGAGGAGCGUGUCCCCGGUCGGUUUGAGCCUGUAAAUCAGUAUAACCCCCCAUCCCAGCCUGCGUCCCAGCCUGGUUACUACCAGGGAGGCCAGCAACCUCAGCAGCCUACACAUCAUACUUGGCAACCUCCGUCAAUGGUAAGGAAACAGCAACAACCACAACAACAGCAGCAGCCUGUUCCUCAACAGGCAUACGGCUACGGAAUGCAGCCAACCUAUGGCCAGCAAGGAUAUAGACAACCAGGGAUGUACCAGCCACCUGCCCCUAGCAGUCAGCAAGGUUAUCAGCCCCCUCCCAAUCAACCCACCUCCCCCUCUUGGAACCCUCAGCCCGCACCGGGCUACGGCCAAAUAUUCAACAAGCCAGGUCAAGGUCAGUGGCAGCCUCAGAGAAGUCAAGGUCAAUCACAAGGGUUUCGUCAAGUUCAGCCAGGUUUUGGGAGAAAAGGUCCACCACAAAAUCCCUCGUACGUGCCGGUACCCCCACAAGGUCCUGUCCCCAAAGCGGCUGGGCCUGGAUACCGUGCUAUCUACGAUUACACCGCUGCUGAUGAAGAUGAGAUCAGCUUUGUCGAAGGCGACAUCAUAAAAGAUGUGACAGUAAUUGAUGAUGGUUGGAUGGAAGGCCGAAAUGCUCGAACUGGCCAAUACGGAAUGCUUCCCUCUAACUAUGUGGAAAGAGUCUGAAAACUUCUUGGAUUUUUUCCUUGGCUUACCUGAUAGUACAAAAUCACUACCACAAUUAACACGAAAACUCUCAACUUGUGGAUUUUUACAUAAUGUUUAAGUGAGAGCUAUACUUACUGGAAUGCAUAUUAAGUAGAUUAUUUUAGUUAACGUAAUGUUAGAUGAACAGCUUGUAGCUAAUCAUUCAUCAUCAGAUUGGCUGUUUAUUUGGUACAAUUAAACUGUUGAAGGCCAGGCCAAAUUUUUACUGCCUGAGCAAAUGUCUUACAUCUGUCUGGUAUUGUACAGUUAAUGUUGGAGUAUGCUAAAUGUAUGAUGUAAUCUGUACCCAAAUUCCCUGUUUGCCAUGGCGGCCAUUUGGGCAAAUGCUGACCUAAUGAAACUAAUUUUUUUAUUGCAUUUAUGGGGUGUAUAUUUUUGAACAUAUUAUUGCUUUAUGUGUACAGUGUACAACCUUCUUACCUCUCUCUGUGUGUUUGGUGCAGAGAGUUUUAUCCUCAGAUCUUUAUAACCUCCUCGGGUGACGUGAUUUGUCUGUAUUCUUGUGAUAAGCAGUCUCCCAUUUAUUGUUCGCUGACUGACCUGUGUGUAGUAUGAAAUUCUCAAUAGUAUACUUAGCUGCUUUUGUUGCAUGUCAGUCAUUAUUCCUGAAUAUUAACAGUCUUGGAUAUUAUAGUGUACAUAUAUAUGAAAUCAUUGCUUUACACAGAUAGCUAUAACCGUGAUCAGUGUACACAACAUGUAGCAACCAAGCAAGAUGUUGAAUUACAACAAGGUGGGGGUUUUUUUUUGUGUAUGAUUAACUUCUAACACCAGCGAAGGACCCAGUAAUCCCUGCUUAAAAAGUGGUGCUAGUUUUAAUUGUAUAUUGUAUACAGGUUAUUUUUAAAUUGCUCUUCUGCAGCAACAGUAGUGUGGAUGUAGACAUCCUUGUUGCCAGGAGGAAUUGUUAUUUUAAAAUCUAAGACUACCAUAUUGUUGGAAAUUAGAUCGAUUGCUGAAUUCUUUUGCAUGAGGCAACAUGCAGUAGCACAAUCAGAUAAACCAGAUAUUCAGUAAUACAUGUAUUCACUCCAUGACUUGGCAAACUGAUGCAAUAAAUGUAUUAUCUACUUUCGGUAAAAUUUCGCAAUGAAAUACAAUGUAACGUUUGAUCAAUUCUGCCUGAACACGAUAGUUACACCAGGUCUGGGUGCGGGAUCACUUUCAUUCAUCUGCUUAUGCGUUUAGUCUUAUGUUAAAGUUUCCAGAAUGUAUACACGUUAAACAAGAGUGUACAUCCUGCUGCAGCUGCUGUCCAUCUAUGUGUAGUCCUCACCAGGUUUGAUAUUAGCAUGGUAUAGAUUUAGUUUUACACACAUUAACACAUUAACGAGUGUUUUAACUAUAUUUUGGGGUGGUGUUCUUGGGUGUCUCUUAUUGAUCAAAGACCUUAGUCUCUGCUUUAACAACAUUUUAAAAUAUUUUGUUACAUUUUGAUUGCACGUAGCCACUCAGAGCUAUUCAGACAUGUUAAUGGCUUGCAUACAUUUGUACAAUAAUAAAUAAAUAUUCUUGAUACACUG